UUAAGCUGCCCCUAGUCUUCUCUUUACCCGCUCUGUCUCACUCACUUUUAAAAUUAAUUACAUUUUUAUUUUUAUCUUGUUGUCUGUCUUUAGCUUGCGUGACAUGGCUUCUUCUGCUUGACAUGCCUGCAAUCAGGGAGUGGUGGUGUCUACGUCUAAUUGAGCGGUUUGAGACAGAGGGGCACGGGAAAAGGUUCACCCACUGGACCGAGGAGGCAAGAUGCCUGACUGAAGGGACAUUACGACCAGUCUACAGGAGUUUUCCAGGACUAACACAUGACUUGCCACAACAUGUUGUUGCCAGGAGGAACCGAAAGUUAUCCAACCAGGCUCUGGUGGACUUCAUUGUGGCAAGAGGAACCGAUAACCACAUUCAGUCCAUCAUCAAUGGACAAAAAAAAUCACAGUGGCUUGACACUUUUUCCAAGUGUUCCAUAAAGAAAGUGCCUGUGCCAUUGUUCAAUGAAGAUCAGGAACAAAUUGAUAUGAUCUACACUCACCUGACUUCAAUUCUGAACAGUACACCCACACACACCCACAGUGACCAGAUCAGAUUUAUUAUGGAUGUCCUUUUUCCAGAGUCCAUCAUCUGUGCUCUUGCUGUUGUGGAACAUGUGUCCAUCUUGAAGGCUGAGGAGAAAUUCCUGCGAGGACCUGUCAUUGAAGUGAGCGGGAGCACUUUGACAGCAGGAUAA
This is a messenger RNA of Carassius auratus (goldfish), 695 nucleotides long. RefSeq names its product PWWP domain-containing protein MUM1-like. The record is from RefSeq and is a predicted model, not a curated record. Bases 123 to 695 code for a protein of 190 amino acids. NCBI's taxonomy places the organism in Eukaryota, Metazoa, Chordata, Actinopteri, Cypriniformes, Cyprinidae. The transcript is spliced from 6 exons.